Molecule: messenger RNA, 1638 nt
Organism: Didymodactylos carnosus
Lineage: Eukaryota; Metazoa; Rotifera; Eurotatoria; Philodinida; Philodinidae
Source: the annotation of a GenBank genome assembly
AUGCCCUCAUCGAUUGAGUUCAAAUUGUUUGCACCCAAUGUUUCAAAACAAAUAUCAUUAAUCGGUUCGUUUUCUGCAUGGAACAAAGUUUCGAUGACCAAACACGACGAUGGAUAUUUUCAUGUCAACGUUGAUUUAGACGAUGGCGAGUACGAGUAUAAAUAUCGAAUCGAAGACGGCGAGCAGGAUAUUAUUGAUCCAUAUGCUACUCGCGUUGAUAUCAAACGGCAGGUUUCUCUUAUUCGAAUUCAAAAUGGAAAACGUAUAGUGGAUACAUAUGAAUGGAAAUAUGAUGAUAGCAAAGAAUUACCUGUGGAAAAUAGAGAUUUAGUAAUUUAUGAAGUAUUCGUCGCCGAUUUCACAGAGGAAGGAACAUUUCAAUCGGCCAUAAACAAAUUAGAUUAUCUUUCAACACUGGGUAUCAAUUGCAUUCAACUCAUGCCAGUUUUUGAAGCUGAUGAAGGUCAUGAUUGGGGAUAUGUAACACGACAUUUUUUCUCUGUACAAUCGAGUUAUGGUCGAAGUGAAGAUUUAAAACAGUUUGUCGAUGAAUGUCACCAACGCGGAAUGCGAGUGAUGAUCGACUGUGUUUUUAAUCAUUCACAUGGUGAAUGUCCGUUAACAAAAAUAGAUCGUGGGUUUUGGUAUUACACGGGUCUACAUCAUCCUGAUCAUCCUAACGAAGUUUGGGGACCGGAAUUCAAUUAUGAACAUGAAGAAAAUGGUAUUAAACCGGCAUGGCUAUUCAUCAGUGAUGUCAUUCGAUUUUAUAUUCAAGAAUAUCAUAUUGAUGGCAUAAGAUUCGAUGCAACGAAACAAAUCGAUAAUCACGAUGUUUUGAGACAUUUCGAUCGCCUUAGUAAAGAGCUGAAACAAAAUUUUUAUACUGUCGCCGAAUAUGUACCCGCCACAUCGAAAAUGUGUAAACCAAACGGGCCGCUCGAUGGUGUCUGGGUUGGUGUGGGUCCGAAUAUUGUUGAACAGUUUUCCAAUGUUAAUCAAUUAGAAGCUGAAAAAAUGAAAUCAAUGAUCGAUCCGAGAUACGAUGGAAAAGAGUCAUAUGAGAAAAUAACAAAUUGUGUUACGUUCUGGGCCUGUCACGAUAAUUAUCGACUCAUUCAUUGGUUAGCCGAUAAACUAAAAUAUUUCGAUCGUCAAGCGUUUAACCGAUUAAAAUUCGCCGCUGUUAUACUGCUGACAUGUUGGGGUGUGCCGAUGAUAUUUAUGGGAGAUGAAUUUGGUGAAUCGAAAAAGAAGGAAGAGACGAAAACAGUACUGAAAUUGGACUGGUCAUUGCCAAAUAAUCGUCCAAAUCAUUCUCUACUUGAUUUGUAUUGUUGUCUAAUCGGUUUUCGAAAGAGUUCAAACGCAUUAAAAUCCGAUAAUUUAUCGUUUUUCUAUGAGCAUAUCGAUAAUCAGAUAUUGGCCUAUGUCAGAUGGACAAAUGAGGGUGAACGAGUGGUAGUUGUACUCAAUUUUUCAUCAAUCAACUGUUACAGAAAAUAUCGAAUUGAACAUUGGCCACAAGCAGGAAAAUGGUUGGAUCUAAUUGACGGUUUUACUAUUGAUGUAAGCGAACAGGGACCAGAGAUUGAUCUAAAUGAAUUAAAAGCAAAAGUUUUUGUUUGGAAAGGCUAA